Molecule: messenger RNA, 657 nt
Organism: Saccostrea echinata
Lineage: Eukaryota; Metazoa; Mollusca; Bivalvia; Ostreida; Ostreidae
Product: ras-related protein Rap1-like
Exons: 3
Coding region: 1-657 (218 amino acids)
Biological process (GO): signal transduction
Cellular component (GO): plasma membrane
Molecular function (GO): GTP binding; GTPase activity; GDP binding
Source: RefSeq, a predicted model, not a curated record
AUGAAGCAACUUCGAAUUGUAUUUCUCGGAGCCGAGCAGGUCGGCAAAACAAGCACUAUUAAACAAUUUCUCUACGGCUCAUUUCAAGAAAUGACCGAAGCAACUCUCGGUGAAUGCUACAACGAGACUGUUUGCCUACCAAAUGGCAUCUGUCAACAAAUACAGAUUAUUGAUACAGCUGGCAGCGAUGAGUUUCCGGGCAUGACAGAUUUAAACAUCAGAAAUGGAGACUAUUUCGUCGUUGUGUAUGCAAUAGAGGAUCGCAACACUCUUGAUCACGCAUUAACAUUAUGUCAAAAAAUUAGACAUAUUAAAGGAAAGGAUUUCAACAGAAUAGUGCUAGUGGGAAAUAAGAUAGACUUGAAUAGUUCUAGACAAGUAACUACAGAAGAAGUCCUACAAAAAUCCAUAGCCGAUAAAAAUUUCUGGUUUACUGAAACCAGUGCCAAACUGAACUGCAAUAUUAGAUGUCUCUUCCAAAUCAUUUUAAGAAACUAUGUGAAAUCAGAUGACUUGUUCCGUAGAAAUGAAAAUACAAAAGUGACAAAAAGCAAGAACAUGAAUACAAAAGUAAUUCGUUCUAAAUCAAGAAAAACAUCUAUUCAAAAUCUUGUAUAUUCACUACAAGCCAAAGGAGAAUGGAAACGUAUAGUUUAA